Messenger RNA from Leptidea sinapis, 1412 nucleotides. Its product is annotated as probable palmitoyltransferase ZDHHC24. The record is from RefSeq and is a predicted model, not a curated record. Gene Ontology annotation, molecular function: palmitoyltransferase activity. The transcript is spliced from 2 exons. NCBI's taxonomy places the organism in Eukaryota, Metazoa, Arthropoda, Insecta, Lepidoptera, Pieridae. Bases 248 to 1090 code for a protein of 280 amino acids.
UCUGUGUUCGUUCGUUUACACGAUAACACAAUAUUAUCUUGGAACAAUAUUUUGUAUUUGAUAAAAUAUCGCCUAACACGAAAAAUUUUAAUUAUCAUACCUUAUAUAUGUUGUUGCUGAUUUUAAUAAUUUAUGAUUCUCAAUUCUCAAUCGAAGGAUUACUGGAUUAGUUGCAGCGUGCAAAGCUUGGAGCAUAAUAUUUAAUAAUUGGCUUAGAAUUAUUUAGAAACAAAUAAAUGAAUCAAACAUGCUCUUGAAACUGGACAAUAUUAAAAACAAACAACUGAGAAGAAUACUAGAACAUGCUACUUACCUGUUAAUCAUUUUCAUAUUGAUACCACUGUUUAUCUAUUUCGAAUUAUGUGUGGUCUUACCAGCUGUAGUUCAUAAAGAAUGGUGUAUACAAUAUUGCUUACAUUACUUAUGUGCCACAUUCUUGUUAUUGAACAUUAUCGGCAAUAUGAUAUUUGGUAUGUUUACAGAUACAAGCAUUAAAGGGAGAAUUAUAAAUGUAGACAUUAAGGAAAAUUGGACAUUAUGCUCUGUGUGUGAGUGCUUAAGACCUCCUCGAUCAUGGCAUUGUGAUACAUGUGAUGUAUGUGUGUUGAAGAGGGACCAUCAUUGUACUUUUUUAGCUUGCUGUGUUGGUUAUUAUAAUCACAGAUAUUUUAUGUGUUUUACAUUUUAUAUUUUUAUGGCUAUGUUAUAUUCUUUCUUUUAUAAUACCUUGUUCCUGAGUCAGUUUUUAAAAUGGAACAAGGGACUUGUUAUAGGGAAAUUUGUGUUUCCCCUUGUAAGCUUUGUUCUAGACUUUGGUGAGGAAAGUCUAUACAUAUUUCUAGUUGAAAUUAAUUUCAUUGUUGGACUUUUUACGGGAUUUCUGUUUAUUUAUCACUUUAAUAACAUUAUAAAUGGGAAAAUAACUCCUGAAAGAAAGGAAGCAAAAGGUGUAUCAUAUAAUAGAGGUUGGAAAGGUAACAUAACUGAAGUAUUUGGAUCAAAAUGGUAUCUAACUUGGAUAUUUCCAUUUAUUAACAGUCCACUGCCUGGAAAUGGAGUGGAAUGGAUGACAGAAGAUAAAUCCAAAUAAUUUUAAAACUCUUUUUUAUAAUUAUGGCUAUGGUUGUGCAGUUUAAAGUUGUAUAGUGAAGAUAUGUAUGCAUAAUUAUUUUGAUAAAUAUUAACUUACUUGAAAAUACAUCAAUGUGAUUUAGGUUAUUUUCACAAAACCAAUUCCUUAUUGUGGAAUUAACAAAGAAAUUAUCAUUAAAUGGACCAAGAGCUAACUUGGAGACUGAUAUACAGAUGGUCUUAAUUUAUUAAAACCAAUUUAUUGUACAAAUUAAAUAGAAUAUAGAGAGUAUGAGCAGACAAGGAGCUGAAUGAAACAUUAAAGUUUUAAUGAAAAUUAA